Molecule: messenger RNA, 584 nt
Organism: Oppiella nova
Lineage: Eukaryota; Metazoa; Arthropoda; Arachnida; Sarcoptiformes; Oppiidae
Source: the annotation of a GenBank genome assembly
CAGUGAUUGACUGUCCUCACAGCCACUCAUGACAACAACUCUCUAACGCCUGUCCAUCGCCUGACUCUCUGACCAGUUGUCCAGCGGUUCCCCAAAUGCCCUCCAAUUGGAGUUGACUUUUGUUUUGUCCAUAAAUUACGAUUCGCUGUAUCGAUCGGUCGAUGAAUGUCGACAACAAUUGGCACAACAAUGACAUAAUCACCGCACAAGACAUACACUCAUGAGUGUCGUGUUCACUGAACACAACGACAACGCGAAUGGAGAGUGAAGUGGACGUCAUGUCCGGCAAAGGCAAGGGAUGGCCGAAGUCGCGAUCGCUGCUCAAAGAGGUGCUCAUCGGUCGCCAUAUGAAUGGCUUACUAGCGGUUCCCGCGGAGACGCCACCGAUCAGUGGCACCAUUGAUGACCACACCAGCGAUGCCGAGGACGAGGCGCUCAUCGGAUACCACACGCGAGAGAUCCAACGCAUUGAAGCCAUUCAGGCGUACUACAAGAACAAGAUAUUGCAACUCAAGACCUACUCAUGCGAUCGCCGCAAACGCCGCAGACUGAGGCCCACCACCGGUCGCCCCACCCGUGCGCCC